Molecule: messenger RNA, 794 nt
Organism: Phycodurus eques (leafy seadragon)
Lineage: Eukaryota; Metazoa; Chordata; Actinopteri; Syngnathiformes; Syngnathidae
Gene: vma22
Product: coiled-coil domain containing 115
Exons: 5
Coding region: 150-785 (211 amino acids)
Biological process (GO): vacuolar proton-transporting V-type ATPase complex assembly
Cellular component (GO): extrinsic component of endoplasmic reticulum membrane
Source: RefSeq, a predicted model, not a curated record
GUCACGUGACGCAUUGCGGUAGUUUCGGGUCCUCGUAGUAAAUUUGUCUGUUUUGUGCUCGAGAAUCCAAAGACGGUAGCGAAGACUUAACGAGAAUCCAUUUAAAAAAAAAAAAAAAAAAGAUAUGGACGAAUCUGCUCAAUUACUGGAUGAAAAGAUGCUUGCUUUCAUGGUCCAGAUGGAAUUACUGGAGGAAAAACGAGCCCGUCUCAACUCCCUCAUCGAGCAGUCUCACCAUUUCCUGCUCUCUGCAGGGAUGGUUCUUCAUUUCCAAGGCGCGAUAUUCCAUGGGGAACAAGCAAGUGUCAGCUCUUCAGUAUGCAAGUGAGAUAAAGCCACUGGUUUCUCUUUGUGUAAGAACACUUGCUCACGAAAAUGUCGAGUUCUGCAGUGAGUCACCAAAGUAUAAUAGCGAGUGUCAUAACACCAAUGCACCUGUUGAAGACAUUGGCCCACAAGAGGAAGGCAUCAGAAGAAGAAUAAAACCUAAAAACGUUAGCGGUGAAAAGGAAGCAGUUGAAGAAUUAAGUCGUAAAACAUCACCUGAAGACCCUCCAGCCUCAAAAAGCGAACAGAAUCCUCAGCGAAACCCACUUCAUUGGUUUGGUAUUUUGGUGCCACAAUCCCUGAAACAAGCCCAGUUGUCAUUCAAGCAAGUAAUUGAGCUGUCUGCCGAGAUUGCAACUCUUCAGGUGCUCAUUUUAAACACCAGGCGAGAGCUAAAGCGCUGCUUUCGAGAGAAAGAUGAGAGAACGAGGACAAAGGAUGACAGACCAGGACGCUGAAGAUGCAAA